This is a messenger RNA of Amphibalanus amphitrite, 3657 nucleotides long. RefSeq lists its product as uncharacterized. NCBI's taxonomy places the organism in Eukaryota, Metazoa, Arthropoda, Thecostraca, Balanomorpha, Balanidae. The transcript has a single exon. The record is from RefSeq and is a predicted model, not a curated record. Gene Ontology annotation, molecular function: zinc ion binding; nucleic acid binding. Bases 1 to 3657 code for a protein of 1218 amino acids.
AUGGCGGCCGGACUGCCGAGCGUGGCUCCUUUUGCAAAGGGGAUGGACUUUAGCCGGUGGCUGAAGGGUCUGGAAUUCUACGCCGAGGCGAUGGACAUAACAGACGACCGGCGGCGGACUGCAGUCCUGCUCCAUCUAAUGGGGCCGGACAUCCAGGACGUGUUCGACACCCUGCCGGAGCCGGCUGCAACGGCUGCAACGUCACAAUACGACACCGCUGUGGCUAAACUACGCCAAUAUCUGCAGCCGACGUCUAACCUUAUGGCGGAACGUGUAACGUUCCACCGCACGAGCAUGUACGCCGGCGAGUCAUUCGACGCGUACCUGGCUCGUUUGCGGGCGGUGGCUGGGCGGUGCGGGUUCCCGGCGGCUGACCUCGACCGUGAGCUCCGGGACAGGAGCGUGGCCGGCGCGACUCCACAAAUUCAGGAGCGACUGUUGCAGACGGUCGGAACCAAAGGAGAUAACUUUUCACUGCAAGAUCUGCAGGCUACGGCUCGUGCAUACGAGCAAACGCAAAUGCUAGUGACGCAGUUCCGUAAUGCGUCUCUGAGCACGGACGGCGUCGGACGGUCAACUACCGCAUUGGACGAGCGGCCAGAGGUCGAUGUGGUGACCUCGGGGCCGGAUCAGCUUAACGCUGUCCGGCCACAGCGCACGGCUGACGGUAACCGGAGCCGCCAGCGGCGCACGGUCCGCUGCUACCGCUGCGGUGCGGCGGGACAUUUUCAGCGGGACUGUCAGGACAGCCGACGCCCGGAUGAGUCAGCGCGUGCGGCACCAGCGUCACGGCGGCCGACGGGGCCGGGGCGCCGGGAAUCUGACACUCGUGGGUCCGACGGGGUCAGACCGGCACCGGAGACGCGGCGGUGCUACCGCUGCAAGCAGAUCGGACAUCUGCGCAGUCAAUGCCGACAGCGGACUGCCACGGCGGGCAUGUGGGGGCUGGGGCAGAUAAACGCUGUUAACCUAACGGAGGCGGUUAAAAUGACUUUACCGGUGAACGGGGUGGCCAUCAAAAUGGUGGUGGACACCGGCAGCCCUAUCACUGCUGUGGGGCGGGACACGGUCAUCCCGCGGCUGCGACUGAAACCUACUCAGCUACAGCUGUCGUCAUUCACUGGUCACCGGAUCCCUCUCCGGGGUGAGGCAGACGUCUCUGUAAGGUUUCGCGGUCGGGACCAUCGACUGCGACUGGUCGUGGUGGACCUGCCUGGCGAUCGCCGUCUGCUAGGCCGCGACUGGCUGCGGGCUCUGGACAUCAGUGUGGGCGGCGGAGAGACGGCGGUGAUGGACGUCACGCCGGACCGAGGGACGGCGGACCUGGAGGCGGUCUGUAACAGGCACAAGUCGGUGUUUGACGGCACACCGGGGCGCAUCAGUGGAGUAAAGGCGCACCUGACACUGAAACCGGAUGCACGGCCGGUGUCACGGCCGGUGCGCUCGCCUCCAUAUGCACUGAAACCGGCCGUCGAGCAGGAGCUCGACCGCUGGGUGCAGGCCGGGAUCGCGGAAAAAGUCGGUCCAAACGACGCGCCCGGCUGGGGAACACCACUGGUGACGGUGCCACGGGCUGAUGGCGGUGUGCGUCUGUGCGGUGAUUAUCGACUAACGGUAAACCCGCAGCUGCAAAUGGCGACGCAUCCUACGCCAUCCGCCGAGGACAUCUUUGCGAGCGUCCGAGGACGGCGGUUCUGCAAACUGGACCUGAAAGACGCCUUCCUGCAGCUGGAGCUCGCGGAGGAAUCGCGGGAUAUGACAACAGUCGUCACGCACCGAGGACGGUAUCGGAUGAAAUCCCUACCGUUCGGCAUAUCGGCGUGCAGUUCGGUGUUUCAGGCAGCAAUCGAUCACAUCCUGGAUGGCAUAGACGGGUGUGUGGCCUAUCAAGACGAUCUGCUGGUGACGGCGGCGAACAUGACAGACCUGUGCGUGCGCUUGGAUGAAGUGCUAACUCGGCUGGAAGCUCAUGGAGUGAAGCUGAAACGGGAGAAGUGUCAACUUGGCCUCGACGAGGUGCAGUACCUCGGCUGGCGCAUCUCAGCACAGGGGCUGCGUCCAGUACACGAGAAAGUUGACGCAGUGAUCGACAUGCCGGACCCUAAGGAUGUGAAAAGUCUGCGCAGCAUCUUGGGGAGCAUCAACUACUACCAGCGGGUGCUUCCCAACCUCUCCACGGAACUAGCGCCGCUGUACGAUCUCUUACAGAAGGGCGCCACGUGGAAAUGGACUAAUGUGCACAAAAACGCACUGGUCAGAGUGCGGAAACUGCUGGCAGGGGACACAGUCCUAAAGCGGUACGAUGCAGAGGCGCCGCUCAAGCUCGUCACAGAUAGCAGUGAAGUCGGCGUGGGAGCCGUGCUUCUGCAGCCUGACGAGGAAGGACUGGAGCGUCCGGUAAUGUACGCCUCUCGGACACUCACAAAAACGGAGAGGAAGUAUCCGAUGGUAGAGAAGGAGGCGCUGGCGGUGUCUUUCGCCGUCAAGCGUUUCGGUCAGUUUCUCUACGGCCGGAGGUGGACCCUGGUCACGGACAACAGGGCGCUGUCGCGCAUCUUGAGUCCGGAGCGUGAGCUGCCAACGCUGGCUGCGGCCAGGCUACAGCGGUAUGCGCUGCAGCUCGCGGCUUUCACCUACGAUGUGGAGCUGCGUCCAUCAGAAGACAUGCACCUGGCGGACAGUCUGUCUCGUAUGGCAGUGCCAGGCGGAGAGGUCGAGCCAGCGGACGCUGAGGACAACACCAGCGGCGGCUCGUAUCUGCUGUUCAUGGACGGUGUAGCUCCAGUUCUGACGGCCAAACAACUCGCGGCGGCGACACGCCGCGAUCGGGUACUGUCGCGCGUCCUGACGUACGUGCACAGUGGGUGGCCCGGACAGGUGGAGCAGGAGCUGGCCCCGUUCCGUCAGAGGCGGGAUGAGCUCUCCACGGACCUGGGAUGUCUGCUCUGGGGUGGCAGGACGGUGGUUCCCCACUGCCUUCGGCAACAGGUGCUGGCAGAGCUGCACCAAGGUCACCUGGGCAGCGCCAAAAUGAAAGGUGUGGCGCGCCGAUACGUAUGGUGGCCGGGCAUGGACGCCGAGCUGGAGGCCCUGGCGCGUGACUGCGCGGCUUGCAUGGCAGUCAUCACCGCCCGGACGGGCCCGCUGUCGUUCGAAGUGGACGUGGGGAGCGCGAUCUGGUCGCGGCACGCCGACCAGCUGCGUCUGGCGGGCACCCAACAGGCUGCUGCAGCGCCCGAUGGCGCGGAGGAAAUCAGCCGGCAGCCGACGGUGGCAGCACCGAACCGUACUGGACAGGUUCCGGUGGCACCCACAGGGAUUGGCGAACCACCGGUGACCAUCAGACCGGGGGUCAUCGUCGGGACAGGUGUGACCGGCGGGUCGGAAACGACGGUCAGGUCACCGGCCACAGACGGACCAGAGGCGACGGGCAAUGAUGCUGUGACAGCACCUGCUACCGCUACCGGUGGCAGCUCCGAGGAAGCGCAGGUAGCUGCAGGCGGCGACGCUGGUGCCGAGGAGGCGCAGGUCAGCAGAGGUGGCGGUGUGACCUCAUCGGCGACAGGAACAGGAGCUGGAUCAGCAACUGGAGGCAUCGCUCAGCGUGUUUCCGCCAGGCAGCGGAAGCAGCCACGUCGCCUCAUAGCCGAAAUGUGA